Fusarium venenatum is the source of this 393-nucleotide messenger RNA. RefSeq lists its product as uncharacterized. The record is from RefSeq and is a predicted model, not a curated record. NCBI's taxonomy places the organism in Eukaryota, Fungi, Ascomycota, Sordariomycetes, Hypocreales, Nectriaceae.
AUGCUACUCCGUACUGGAAAACGGAUCAUAAGCUGGUGGACAAAGUCAGCCCUGGGACGCAACCAUGCCAUCAACAAUGUGGAAGAUGUCUCAUCCAUCCAGCUACCUGGCCACGGUCAUUCAAAGAGCCCCAAUACAAUUCGGCGAAUGGCCGCGAAAGACGUUGUAUUUCGCCUUGACAACACGUACAAGAAGAAACCGACAGAGAGACAGCGCAUCAUAAACAAGGUUCUUGGAAAAGCCAUUCCCGGCGCUGUAGGAGCAGUGGUUAUUAAUGCCUGGCAUACCAGCCCAUCCGAGAAGAGAGUACACUGCACCGUGGAUUAUACUGAUGCACACAAUCGCCGUCUGAUUCGAAAGCAUAUCUUCCGAACGAAGACGAAGAAGAAGUAA